Theobroma umbraticum is the source of this 1002-nucleotide messenger RNA. Its product is annotated as ER membrane protein complex subunit-like protein (DUF2012). The record is from RefSeq and is a predicted model, not a curated record. Gene Ontology annotation, cellular component: EMC complex. Lineage: Eukaryota; Viridiplantae; Streptophyta; Magnoliopsida; Malvales; Malvaceae. Gene Ontology annotation, molecular function: carbohydrate binding.
UCUCCAAAAGCUGGGAAAGCCGGGAGCUGUUUCUUUCAUAGUUUUCAUCUACCGUCGAAGCUCUCAAACCUCAGCUGCCAUGGCGUCGAUCCCCCGAUUCGAACCGGUUAUGUUAUUGCUUUUCAUGCUUCUUUCUACGGCACUCGCUAUUUCAUCUGGUUCUGGUGAUGGGUUCACCAUCAAUGGUCGAGUGAAGAUCCCCCAAGGUCUGGGUACAAAAGGGUUUGCUUUGCCUGGAAAAAUGUCAAAUGUCAAAGUUAUACUCAAUGGUGGCCAAAACGUUACUUUUCUGAGACCUGAUGGAUAUUUUUCAUUUCACAAUGUGGCAGCAGGGACUCAUUUGAUUGAAGUGGCUGCGAUAGGCUAUUUCUUUUCUCCAGUUAGAGUUGAUGUUAGUGCUAGAAACCCAGGCAAGGUACAGGCAGCAUUGACGGAGAGCAGGAGGGGUCUCAGUGAAUUGGUUCUAGAGCCAUUGAGAGAAGAACAGUAUUAUGAGAUUAGAGAACCUUUCUCCAUAAUGUCUAUUGUGAAAAGCCCAAUGGGUCUCAUGGUGGGAUUUAUGCUGGUUGUGGUGUUUUUAAUGCCCAAAUUAAUGGAAAACAUGGAUCCUGAAGAAAUGAGGCGAGCACAAGAAGAAAUGAGAAACCAAGGGGUUCCCUCUUUGGCUAGCUUGUUACCAGGAGGCGGUAGGAGUUAAGUAUUUGAGCUGGAACCAUGAACUUUAUGUUCAGCAUUCGGGAGGAGAGGCCCGAACAAUGUUGUCAGAGGGCUCCAUUCUGUCAAGCUGGAUGAUCUUCUACACUAAUACCCAUUGUUUUACUGCUGAAGGAAUGGAUACCCUUCCACUCCUUGGGGCAUCUCAGAAGAUUAUAUGGUUUUACCUUGUAGAACACAUUCGGGGAUUUAACUUCUGUUAACAUCUAUUCAUUUUGAUGCUCUGAUGUCGAAAAGAAGUCUAUUAAUUUUGUUAUAGACCAUCAUGAUUUUUGUUUGCUUGAAGAG